GUCAGGAGCCCAGCCCGGAGGAGAGGAUGUGGAUAUGCUGACAUCUGCAAGCCAGCGGUUUCACUGGAAUACGACCGCAGUCAGACUGACGGACAACGGCCCCAGCAACCCCGAAGAAACUUUGAGACAUGUAACUUGCGGAGGAGAUGUCUGUGUCCUGUAGGGCACCCUGAAGCUUGGCCCGUCACGGUGCUUCCGUGGCGCUGUCCACCAUGAGGGGGCGCUGUUCUCGAAAACUAGGUGUGCUGGCGAAGGCUGGCUUCCUGCUGUGGCUGCUGUGGCUGGGCUAUCUUCUGAUAGAACGCUCCUCUUUCCCCUUCUCCUCCUCCUCCUCUGUACAGGAAGACGAUGAAGAGCACAAUCAUUUGGCAAGGCAGCUGUCUAUAGAGAAGAGUGGGAUAGAUGGGCAGUUGGCCAGGCCCCUCUAUGUGAAACCAUCUCCAGACAACAGUGCAUCAGGGGAGUGGGGUCGGGCCACUCACCUUAAUCUCAGCCCUGAAGAAAAGAAACUGGAACAGGAAUCUGUGGAGCGCUAUGCUAUCAAUAUAUAUGUCAGUGACAAAAUCUCCCUCCAUCGACACAUCCAGGACCACAGGAUGAAUGAAUGCCGGAAUAAGAGGUUCGACUACCGACGUUUACCUACCACAUCUGUGAUCAUCGCUUUCUACAACGAGGCCUGGUCCACCCUGUUGAGGACCAUUCACAGUGUGCUGGAGACCACGCCUGCCAUCCUGUUGAAAGACAUCAUCCUAAUUGAUGACUACAGUGACCGAGGCUACCUGAAAUCCCAGCUAGCUGAAUAUAUCAGUAGCCUGCAACGUGUGCGGCUCAUUCGCACUAACAAAAGGGAGGGACUGGUACGGGCACGUCUCAUUGGCGCCACCUAUGCCACAGGUGACGUGCUGACAUUUCUUGAUUGCCACUGUGAGUGUGUCCCUGGCUGGAUUGAGCCGCUGUUGGAAAGGAUUGCUGAGAAUGCCAGCACCAUAGUGUGCCCUGUGAUUGACACCAUCGACUGGAACACCUUUGAGUUUUACAUGCAAACAGAUGAGCCCAUGAUUGGAGGAUUUGACUGGAGGCUGACCUUUCAGUGGCACUCUGUCCCUGAAGUGGAACGAAGGAGGCGCAAGUCUCGCAUUGACCCCAUCAGGUCUCCUACUAUGGCAGGUGGAUUAUUUGCUGUGAGCAAAGCCUAUUUUGAAUACCUUGGCACAUAUGACAUGGGCAUGGAGGUGUGGGGAGGAGAAAACCUGGAGCUCUCAUUCAGGGUAUGGCAGUGUGGAGGCAGUCUUGAGAUCCAUCCCUGCUCGCAUGUCGGCCAUGUUUUCCCUAAAAAGGCCCCUUAUGCACGGCCCAACUUCCUCCAGAACACAGUUCGAGCCGCAGAGGUUUGGAUGGACUCUUACAAGCAACACUUCUACAACAGGAACCCUCCAGCCAGAAAGGAGACUUAUGGGGAUAUCUCAGAGCGGCUGCUGCUGAGAGAGAAGCUGAAGUGCAACAGUUUUGACUGGUAUCUGAAUAAUAUAUACCCUGACCUGCAUGUACCUGAGGACAGGGAAGGCUGGCAUGGGGCUGUGCGAAACUCAGGGAUCCCAUCUGAGUGUCUUGAUUAUAACGCUCCAGACCACAAUCCCACAGGUGCACACCUUUCUCUGUUUGGCUGCCACGGCCAGGGAGGCAACCAGUACUUUGAAUACACUUCUCAGAAGGAGAUCCGUUUCAACUCAGUGACAGAGCUGUGUGCCGAAGUACUCGAAGGCCAGACUUCCAUUGGGAUGAGGCACUGUCCUCGUGAUAGAGAACUCAAGCCUCCCAGUAUCAUCUGGGAGUUCAAAAAGGACGCAACCAUCUAUCAUCCUCACUCAGACAUGUGUGUGACAGCCUUCCGCACAGCUGAGGGUCGCACAGAAACCCAGAUGAGGCGCUGCAACCCGGCCGACAGAAACCAGCAGUGGAAGUUUGAGUGGUAGAAGGAAAAAGUGAAAAUGUAGCAGGAACAUUUAAGUGACCUUCUGUGACUAUCAUGCAGUCGCUACAGUGGAUGUUUUUCUCCAUUGUGCCCGAUUUCUUCACAGCCCACGUCUGCAGUACAUUUGAAUGGGAUUGGCAAACAAAAAAAAAAAAAUGCCUUGAACAUGUCUGUUGAAGCUGGUAAUUUACCCCAUUCAGUGCUUUUAUACC
Messenger RNA from Melanotaenia boesemani (Boeseman's rainbowfish), 2184 nucleotides. RefSeq names its product POC1 centriolar protein homolog B (Chlamydomonas), like (gene galnt4). The coding region runs from base 213 to 1973 and encodes 586 amino acids. Lineage: Eukaryota; Metazoa; Chordata; Actinopteri; Atheriniformes; Melanotaeniidae. Gene Ontology annotation, cellular component: Golgi apparatus. The transcript is spliced from 11 exons. The record is from RefSeq and is a predicted model, not a curated record.